Molecule: messenger RNA, 3205 nt
Organism: Rhineura floridana
Lineage: Eukaryota; Metazoa; Chordata; Lepidosauria; Squamata; Rhineuridae
Gene: SPATS2L
Product: spermatogenesis associated serine rich 2 like
Exons: 14
Coding region: 418-2235 (605 amino acids)
Cellular component (GO): cytoplasm
Molecular function (GO): protein binding
Source: RefSeq, a predicted model, not a curated record
UAGAACGAGAGGACGGGUCGACUGUGUGUGAGAAGGGGAGUGACUUGGAGGGGAGCGUAUGUGUGCGCGUGAGGAAAGAGCAAGGGAAGUUGAAUCGCUGUAGAAAUCCCGCUGAAGGGAAGGACGCAGCUCUCCUGCAGCCAGCGAGCGUUUAAGCUAGUUGAGAGACGAAGGGAAACUAGAGGCAGGGAAGAAAGAAGGCGCCUCUUCGUCAUCGACUGCUGCUUUCCAAGCCGCCUUUCCUAAAUCUACUCGGUAUCGAAUCCUGCCCUGCCCUGUCCCCGACGCCCCAGGCGAGAGCAGGCAAACAGCUGAGCGUGAGAGCAUGAAAAACUGCAAUUCCUAUUUUGAGAGCAUUUUGUGUCUGACAGUUGGCAGCAACGGACGCCAACAGGUUUAUUUCAUAUCAUCCAAUGCAUGGUUUCUUUGUUACACAACUGUCCUGUUCACAUUGUAUUGGAGAUGGCAGAACUCAGCUCACAAGCAAACAUCAAGGAAAAGAUCAGUGCAGUGCGGUCACUUGUUCCCAACAAAAGCAACAAUGAGAUAGUGCUGGUGCUACAGCAGUUUGAUAACAAUGUAGACAAGGCUGUACAAGCUUUUAUGGAUGGAAGUGCACUUCAAGUUCUAAAAGAAUGGAAUAUGACAGGAAAAAAGAAGAAUAGCAAAAGGAAAAGAAGCAAAUCUAAACAGCACUUCCAUAGCAGAGAUACGAAAGAUAAAGAUGACGGGGCAGAAAAGGUGUCUGUAGAAUCCCAAGAAUUAUAUGGCUGCCAUCUGAAUGGCUGUGAUAAGGACAUUUUCCAUAGAAAACCUGCCAGUGAAAAAUCAAAAGUAAUUCCUCAAGAAGAAAACAGCUUGGAAUGGAAGGACAAGGAAGAGACAAAGCCAGAAAUCACAGGGCAGGGAUCACUAACCCAUUGCCCACAGGCUUCAUGGCUCCCGGAAAGGCCUUCAGUGGCACCCCUAGCCCAGAAUCUGAGCUUUCUUUUUGAAAAAUACCAAAAGGUGGAACCGAAGAAAAUAUCUAUAGAUGCAGACCAAAAAUAUGUCAACACCACACAGCUGCCUGAUAUUUUCCAGUCCUCCCACCAAUCCCAGUGCAAUGCUGGUAGACCGAAGUCAAAGACAUACAUGGUUAAGUCAUCUGUCCCUGCAUCCCAUCUUGAAAUAAAACCAGAGGAUUCAAUCAAGAAAAGAGGUCCAAAUAUUGAAAAAUCUGUCAAAGACCUUCAGCGCUGCACUGUUUCACUGACAAGGUACCGCAUGAUGAUUAAAGAGGAAGUUGACAAUUCUGUAAAGAAGAUCAAAGCUGCCUUUGCAGAAUUACACAGCUGUAUCAUAGACAAAGAAGUAUCUUUAAUAGCAGAAGCUGACAAAGUUAAAGAAGAAUCCAUGGAAAUCUUAACUGCUCGUCAGAAAAAAGCUGAAGAAUUGAAGAGGUUAACAGAUUUGGCUAGUCAGAUGGCAGAGACUCAGCUGGCUGAACUGAGGGCUGAAAUUAAGCACUUUGUAAGUGAACGUAAAUAUGAUGAAGAACUGGGAAGAUCUGCUCGCUUCUCCUGUGACAUUGAAGAAUUGAAGACUCAGAUUCUACAGUGUGGAGAAAUUUCUCAUCCAAAGAACAAUUAUUCUUUACGAACACCAUCCAGCACACUGCUACAGUCAGCAACUUUGCACCCAGCAACCAGCAUACCAAGUGCACACACCCGAAAAUCUUCAAGUCGAACUCGUGCCAAGACUCCUGAUGGGAAUGCAGCAAUGGCUAAAGUCUCAAGCCAAGUUAUCACAAACACCACAGAAUCCUCUCCUCAGAUGAUUUCAGCAAAUAAACAGAAUGCAUCUUCUAGUCAGAGGCGACGAUUUCACACCCAGUAUCAUGGAAUUCGACUCAACGGAUCUCUUAAGUCACAAAGUGCUAGCAACGAGUCAGAUCAGAACAGUCCAAAGGGUAACUCCCGACAUGAAUACAGAAGACAGCACCAUAAUAGUUUUAGGUCAAAAAAUAAAGGGACUUUUAAAACUCAAGAUCAGUCUACGCCAGCAAAAAGCACCGAAAAUCUCACAUACACAGAAAAAACACGGCGAAAGCAACCUAUGCCAGGCCCUACAGAGCCUAGGCCUUUAUGCAGCAAUAUUCCACGAGUUUCUCAGUGCAACUUAUGCCCUCCAAGACUGGAGACCUCUGCAGAUGCUCCUGUUCUUUCGGUGCCAGCUGUGACUUUGGUGGCAUGAGAAUUGGAGAGACAGACUAGCAAAUGUAAUGCGUUUUAAUCUUUACGUUUCUCACUAAAGGUGCUUUAUUUUUCUUCCAAAUACUGGCAAAAAAUAGCUUGUGAAAAAUAUCACAACCAUGGUAAACCAAACUUACUGAUUUUAUUUCUAAACCAUAAUUAUCUGCCCUAUCUCAUAUUAUACUAUAAAAGCUUUGCUCAAUAUACUCAAGAUUAUUUUCCUCAUAACAGUGCAGUUUUUAGUUAGCAGGUACCUGGUAAAACAAUGAGAUAGGUGUUUGUUACUGUCCAAUUUGUCAUUUGUCGAAGAGUUGGUAUUAGGGAAAUCCUGACAUUUCUAUUGUUGGUCUGCAAUCAAGAUACUUGUGCUCAUAUAACAUUGUUGUUAACUAUUUCCAUAUUAUAUGUACCCCAAAUUGUUUGUACAGAACAAACCUUUUAAUUCUGUGUGAUGUAACUUAAUUUCAUAGUCUGAAUGAGUGUCAAGAUCAGUCAUAAACAGUAGCUAACAAACUACAUAUUAAUAUUUUUCUGUGCUGUGCAUUUGUACAAGAUUGGGUAAGAUAUACAUUUCAAAUUGAAGAAAUAAGCAUAAGUUUUUCAACCUCUUGAGUCCUUUUAGAUUAUUUUUGCAGACUAAAACUUGGACUUUUUAGUCUCAGAUUCCAGUAUUUUUUGUUCAUCACUGUAGACCUCCUUUCCCUUAUUUAAGUGCUGUUGGCCACAAACGUGUACAGAAUUGUAUGCACUUCGAGCACUUGAUUUCUUUGAGCUUAAAGUUGACACAAGUCAUUGUUGAAAUGUGGCCUACAUGUCUUUCAGGUCUGACAAGAUACCAUAGAAUGUGGAGAGAGAGAGAGAGAUCUGAGGAUAUGCAAAAUCCCAGACAACUAUUACUAAUAGCUUAAAUGGCUCGAGACUGCUUCAGAAAAUAUUUCUUUUUCUAAAAUAAAAAACACUAUUUUACAAAA